AUGGUCUACAUCCGCCAACAACAGCUGGAAAAGCUGAAUGAAUACAAAUACAGCGGCGUCGACCGCAGUCUGGUUUCCCGCUACAUUCUAAAACCCUACUGGUGGAGCAAAGUCAUUGAGCUUUUCCCUCUGGGCAUGGCACCUAACGCCAUCACGCUCUCAGGCUUCGGUUUCGUGAUUGCCAAUAUCUUCACGAUGCUCUACUAUACCCCUACCCUGGACCAGGAUUGCCCACGAUGGGUGUAUGCUUCCUGGUCCAUUGGGCUGUUUCUGUAUCAGACUUUCGAUGCUAUCGAUGGAACGCAGGCGAGGCGGACGGGGCAGAGUGGGCCGUUGGGGGAACUGUUCGAUCACGGAGUUGAUGCUCUCAAUACUAGUCUGGAGGUCCUGCUCUUCUCGGCUACGAUGCAAUUCGGGCAAGGAUGGAAAACAGUUUUGGUGCUUUCUGCUAGUUUGUUGACGUUCUACGUGCAGACUUGGGAUGAGUAUCAUACCAAGACUUUAACGCUGGGCUUGGUCUCCGGGCCGGUGGAGGGCAUUUUGACGCUCUGUGUUGUUUAUGCUGUUACGGCUUGGAAAGGCCCAGGGUAUUGGCAGCAGUCUGUUAUGAGGGCCUUUGGGGUGCCGAAGAUGGGAUUCUUGCCUGAUGUGGCGUAUGAAAUGGACUUCGGCGACUUUUAUAUGGUUUAUGGGGGGCUUUUGGUCGUGUUCAAUACUGUUGAGAGCGCGAUGAACGCCAUGUCCGCUCGUCGCAAGAGGAAUGAGCGAGCACGAGAUGCUCUGAUUGGACUCCUCCCGUUCUUCGCAAUCUGGACCGUCAUCGCCUCGUAUCUUGCGCUGCAACCUAACAUCCUCCACAACCACCUCGUACCAUUCGUCUUUUACGUCGGUCUCAUCAACGCCUAUAGCGUAGGACAGAUGAUCACCGCUCACCUUACCAAAGCACAGUUCCCGUACCAGAACGUGCUUGCGCUACCACUCAUCUACGGCGUCAUGGAUGCCAUUGGUCCUGCUCUACAGAGCCGGAUAGGUUUCGGCUGGCCGAGUGCCUUGGGAGAUGGUGUUUAUCAGGUCGCAUUCAUGUUCACUUGUCUUGGAUUUGCAGUGGGUGUCUAUGGAAGCUUUGUCGUGGAUGUCAUUGUCACUAUUUGUGACUUCUUGGAUAUUUGGUGUUUGCGGAUCAAACACCCUCAGACAACUGGGACGAAAGGGACUAGCGAUAAAAAAGGCGCUAAGAAGGAGCUUUAG
Recurvomyces mirabilis is the source of this 1248-nucleotide messenger RNA. RefSeq names its product Phosphotransferase (gene EPT1). Gene Ontology annotation, molecular function: phosphotransferase activity, for other substituted phosphate groups. Gene Ontology annotation, cellular component: membrane. The transcript is spliced from 2 exons. NCBI's taxonomy places the organism in Eukaryota, Fungi, Ascomycota, Dothideomycetes, Mycosphaerellales, Teratosphaeriaceae. The coding region runs from base 1 to 1248 and encodes 415 amino acids. The record is from RefSeq and is a predicted model, not a curated record. Gene Ontology annotation, biological process: phospholipid biosynthetic process.